UACACAAGAACUAGUUGACAAACUAUCUGAGAUCUAGCUUCCUGUUUCCUGUAAAGACAGCACAAUAUUUGGCUCCUCCAAGCCCACCGGAAAGGUACAAACGGAACAGUAAGCUAUCUGACGCUGCUUAUACAGAGUUCGGCUAUUUGGAAGCAGGAGAGGAGGAAGAAAAGGCAAACCCAUCUGGAAAGGGAGGAAAUCUUCAGCCUUCUUCCCCAAGGAAGAGAGCAGAUUUCUUGGCCCAGAAGAGUUGGGGGAACUGCCCUGAAAGUCUCCGUUGAAGAACAGCACUGACUGCUGUUAUGUAUGCUGAACCAUCCACCAUGAAUUUCCGGAACCAUGGGUUCUUUCGCCGUUCUCCACCCACUUCGGUGGCGAAGACAUCUCCUGCUGCCGGGAACACAUUGUCGGUCUUAGGAGGCAUUGCUCAAAUCUCUCCUUGUCUCUAUCUCUGCUCUGGCAAUGCUGCGUCGAAUAGACACAUGGUGUACUCCCGGGCUGUGACCUGUAUAGUAAACGCUACCAUGGAAAUCCCCAAUGCCAACUGGCCAGAUAUUGACUAUGUGAAGGUGCCUGUUCCAGAUCUCCCCCAUGCUCCACUGUCUUUGUACUUUGACUCCGUGGCUGAUAGGAUACACCAGAUAGGGAAGAAGAACGGAAGAACUCUAGUCCACUGCGUGGCAGGUGUCAGUCGGUCUGCUUCCCUCUGUAUUGCUUACCUAAUGAAAUAUCAUCGGUUGAGCCUCUUGGAUGCUCACGAGUGGGUGAAGAGCCGGCGACCGGUUGUAAGGCCCAACGUAGGUUUCUGGAGACAGCUCAUUGAAUAUGAACGCAAGCUGUUUGGAAAGAACACCGUCAAGAUGGUGCCUUCACCCAUUGGGUUGGUCCCAGAUGUCUAUGAAAAGGAGACCCGUGGGCUGGUCCCCUUGUGGAAUUUGCGAUAAAGACUAUCAUUGAUGUGGGCUGGGGGCCACCUUGACUUAGAAUGAAAAAGUUCCACCAUGUUAGGAUGUUUAACAGAAUUGCUCAGUGUGGUGGAUCUUAAUAAGAAAUUCUGUUAGUGGUAGUCUUUUUCUAAGACCUUGCAAUAUGAGUACAGUAGAUCAUGGAAAAGACAUGAAUUGCUUGAACUUUUCAGUGUGAUAGACAAUGAUGUUUGUUAUCAUCCUGUCAAACAUUGCUAAGAAUCUGUAUCUUGCUUACAGUCUGAGAUGAGAAAUGGUUAAACACACAGGCAGUAAAGAUUACUAUCUAACGCAGAGACUCCAAGGUCUUUAUAAAUUAAUAUUUGCAUAGUAAGGAGAAAUGUCUUUCCCCCCUUUUCCCCCCUUCUGCUUCCAGAGUUUCAGAAAUCCUUCCUUAGGUUUGUUUUAAUUUGAAUAAGCACAGUAUACUUUCAUUUCUGAAGAGUUAAGCCCUAAGGUGAUGUGAAUUAAAAUAAUGAUAGACUCAUAGACUCUAAUCACCAAUAGCCAAGAAGCUGCGGAUGGCACAACUAUCAACAAUAGGUAUAAGAUGCCAACUCUACAAGGGAAUGUUAUUUCAUACAUACAUUCACUAAGCAAGUUGCAACUUGGCCAUGGUAUGCCACUCUUGUGGGGAAGAUAGAAAUUUUUGAAUAUUGGCUCAGGUUACACUCAAACAGGGUAGAGAUGUAAUUGGAAAGGGAUUGAAGAACAAAUACGCCAAUCAAGCCUUCUUCAUACCCCUUGUUAAGAUUCAACUGUAUGUACCAGCGAAGCUUUCUCAACACACUGCACCUUAAAAAAGAGAAAAAGAAAACACCUUGAAAGUUAACACUUUCACAGUGAGGUGACAAGUGCGACUUCAAAAAUGUUUAAGGCUGCACAGUGAACAAGUAGUAGUGUUACAAUUUGGUGAGAGCAAGCAGUCCUGUAGUUUUGAUUAUGUGAUUUAUAGUAUUUUAUAACAAAGAGUGAAGCCUUUAUAAUAAUACAAAGGUAUAAAAUUGGAAGAUAUAUCUAGACUUGAGCGAAUAUCAAUUGAGGUCUAAGUGUAUCAUGGUGUUUCUCAAACUUGGCAGGUUUAAGAUAAGUUGACUUCAAUUCCCAGAAUUCCCCAUCCAGAAUGGCCAUCUGGGGAAUUCUGGGAGUUGAAGUCCACAUAUCUUAAGUGUGCUGCCAAGGUUAAGAAACUCUAGUGUAGUAGAGGAUAUCAAAUAGGAGGUGGGGUGUCCAAACCGGACAGCAUAUCAAAAUGGUUUAAAUUAAUUAUUAAAGCAUGUGGACAAUAUAUCCAUAAUAAUUAUGGGAAGAUGUAAUAAAAAUGGAGAAAAAAAUGAAUUAGAUUCCCUUUAGAUAUGUUGAAAUGGUAACUCCCAACUUUUAUAGUCAGUAUGACCGUGAUCAGUUGUCAUUCCAGCAUACUGAGAGGCAGUACCAUGUUUAAAGAAAGAUGUCUUAAAAGAACUCUAUUAGGGACAAAUUCUGGAGUAAAAUGUCAGCUUGAAUGGAAGAAGCCCAGAUGUGUUUUUGCAUAAACAUCACAUAAACAUAGUCAAAUCUAUAACCAAUGUGGGUCUAUGCUUAUGAAAGAAGUGGCUUAGCAACAUUUCAUAACUGUAUUUCUCUGUCCAAAACAAAGAAUAUAGUUCAUUCCCAUCUUGAUUGUAUUAACUUUUCAAUACAAUUGCUAACUGGCCUUUUCACAAAACAGUAUCUUAAGCUUUAUAUGGGAGUUGAAGUCCACAUUUUCACUGAGAUUGAGAAAUAUUGGGAUAGGGCCGUGAUGGUGAACCUAUAUCACACGUGCCAGAGGUGGUCCGCAGAGCCCUCUAUGUGGGCACGCGUGCCAUCGCCAGCUGCUCUUCCGUGUUCCAUCACACGCAUGCGCACUGACCCGCUGAUCUGACAUGCAUGCGCACCAGCCAGCUGCACUCUUCUGGGUUCCAUCGUGUGCAUGCUUGAAGACCAGCUGGCUGUCGUGCAUGCACGUGCUGGAACCCAGAAUCGAGCAGCUGGCCACUGUGCAUACGCACGAUGGAACCAGGAAGAGUAGCUGGCUGGUGCCAGCUGUUCUUUUCUGGGUUCUGGUGCUCCAGUGUGCACGAGCAUGCCUGCAUGCAUGCACACAUGCGCACUCCAGUUUAGGCGGUGCUGAAAAGGUUAACCAUCACUGGUAUAGGCCAUCUAAGCAUGGAAUUCAGAAAUUAUUUCAUUUAUAUAAAUAGAAAAUAGUCUCUUCCCACAUUUACAAUAAAGAAACUGAGAGGAUAGAACGUUUUUUGGAAGCAAAGUUGUUAUUGUAGAUUUUGCUUUUUAAUGGAUAUGUAACAGCUUGGAUAUCUGCCAUGAAAAAUGUCUCAUGUUGGCAUUUUACAUGUGGAUGGGGAUAUAAUAUUGGGGUGACUUUUUUGUGAGGAAGAAAACUCAGACGGAUUAUUUUAAGUUUUAGUUUGUACAAUGUUCUAGCACUUCCUGCACCAUAAUUAUUAGUGCCUGCAAAUUUGUCUAGUGAAGGACAAUGGCAUAUAAAUGCAAACAGUAUUUGCAUAAAGCUACCAUUACCAUCCCCCCCCCCCCCCCCCCCCCCCCGAUAUAUAUUUUUAGUUGUUCAGGCAGUGGCAAUAACAGAAGGGUUUGGGACUGAAAGCCAUGACUAGAAAAGAUCCAUCUAUCAGAAGGAAACACAAAUCUCCCCAAAUAUCAGUCUAUCUUCCUCUCUCUCUUAGUAUUUACUUCAUUUUAUCAGAGUUCAGAGACUAAAUAGGGGCACAUCUUUGUAAUAUUUGGAUAGUGGUCUUAGACAUAUCCAGGAAGUCACCAGAAGACAAGCUCAAUUAGAAGGAGAGGUUAUCUUUUUACC
Molecule: messenger RNA, 3825 nt
Organism: Thamnophis elegans (Western terrestrial garter snake)
Lineage: Eukaryota; Metazoa; Chordata; Lepidosauria; Squamata; Natricidae
Product: dual specificity protein phosphatase 14-like
Exons: 3
Coding region: 303-944 (213 amino acids)
Biological process (GO): protein dephosphorylation
Molecular function (GO): MAP kinase tyrosine/serine/threonine phosphatase activity
Source: RefSeq, a predicted model, not a curated record